UCAAUUGCAAAAUUAAGUUUGAUAUGCAACCACCCAAAAUUUGAACGUUUAUGUGUUUAAAUAUUCAAAUUCAAAUGCUCAAAAUCAAAAAAAUAUAUCAGUUUCUCUGCUACCUUAAUUCAUAAAAUGAAGUAAAUAAAUGAAUAAAAUGAAAUAAAUGAAUAAUAGCAAGAUUUGUAAACAUUUACCUUUAAGGUUUAUGCAAUUAUUUUCCCAAGUGUAUAUUUUAAAUGAUGAAUGCGCAUUUUUUGAUUGUUUCGCUGUCGCAAUUUAAGGAAAAUGCCCAAACAUAUGCACAUACAUACAUGCGAAUGAAUGUAAAUUUAUGAAGCCCUCGCUCAAUUCAAGUAAAACAACAUUUUUCUGAACUCAAACCGUUUCAGAGACACGAGCGGGUAACACGUAAAUUAUCUCGAUCUGUUAAGUAAUUGUUUAGUACAGCUUUUUGCAUCCAAAAAUUGCAGACAAUUAAAGUGGACAUUGUGCAAAUCUAAUUUAAGUGCGACCGCCUUUAAUUCUAAAAUGAAAAUCAACAGCGAUUCAAACCAGGAACAAUACUACAGACGAAAUAUUUUAGGAAAAGUUAAUGCUGCGGAUUGCGCCAGCUAUUCCCACAAUUUAUUUAUUGAAUAUAAGCUACAAUUAUUUUUCUGGGCUGCAGUAUGCUGCUGCGUUCUCAUAUUUUUGAUUUGUCUGGCUAUAUGUAUUUCUAUAUAUGUAUAUUUUUUAAGCUAAUCAAAGUUAAAGUUAUAAGUGGUUCAAUCUAA
This is a messenger RNA of Drosophila sechellia, 767 nucleotides long. RefSeq lists its product as uncharacterized. The transcript has 2 exons. The record is from RefSeq and is a predicted model, not a curated record. Lineage: Eukaryota; Metazoa; Arthropoda; Insecta; Diptera; Drosophilidae. Bases 523 to 735 code for a protein of 70 amino acids.